This is a messenger RNA of Lycium ferocissimum, 968 nucleotides long. RefSeq names its product protein LATERAL ORGAN BOUNDARIES-like. The coding region runs from base 1 to 519 and encodes 172 amino acids. The transcript has a single exon. Lineage: Eukaryota; Viridiplantae; Streptophyta; Magnoliopsida; Solanales; Solanaceae. The record is from RefSeq and is a predicted model, not a curated record.
AUGGCUUCAUCCAGCUGCUACAACUCCCCUUGUGCUGCCUGCAAAUUCCUUAGGAGAAAGUGUCUGCCUGGUUGCAUCUUUGCACCUUAUUUCCCACCUGAGGAGCCACAUAAGUUUGCCAAUGUCCACAAGAUCUUCGGGGCCAGCAAUGUGACCAAGCUUCUAAACGACCUCCUCCCUCACCAGAGGGAGGACGCCGUCAGCACUCUGGCCUACGAAGCCGAGGCCAGAGUUAGAGAUCCUGUUUAUGGGUGUGUUAGCGCGAUCACCUUCCUCCAAAGGCAAGUCGAGCGCCUCCAGAAGGAGCUCGACGACGCUAAUGCGGAUUUACUCCGCUAUGCUUCUUGCAAUGACGUGUCCGCGCCACCAUUUAUUGGCCCUCAGGAAAUUGGCUCAUCACUUCAUAACAUGACACUUAGUAGGAGAAUGGGGUAUGAUCAUGGAGGAGGUUAUCAUUUCCCUUAUCCUCCCUCAUCAUGGAAUGAUCAAAACCCUUCUGGAGGAGGAGGAAAUAUUUGAGCCUAAUUUAUAGAGGGUUCAUGUUUCUUGGUCAUUUGAAAAAAAUUGUGUGCUUUUUAACUAUCACUACUACUACUACUAGUGCUAUGGUUUUCUAGCUAGUCCUCCUCACAUGCAAUUUCCUAGCUAGACCAUUGAGUCACUAUGGCGAAAAUUUGGGAUUUUUAGACUUUUAGUAGUUGCGUGCUGCUAGAAAAAAAGUCAUUCUCUAAGUGUUUUAUGACUAUAAUGUGUCAUCUUCAGAGACUACCUAAGAGGUGGAGGUAACUCUAUGGCUGCUAUAUCUUCUGUUUGUGUUACUUUUAUUUGAGAGUACUCUAGAAAAAUGUCCAUGUGAAGAGGCCUAUUUUAUGGGAUUUGCUUAUAUUAAUAGUAAUAAAUUAUUUCAUGUCAUUGUAAAAGGAGAUUCUCACUAGCACGAGUAUGUAGGUAAUUAAAUAGAUCCUAUA